AUGACACUGCGCGAGACGAUCGAAGAUAACCUGUCCUCACAGCCCAUCUCUACUGAUGAGUUGCCCAGGAGGCGUCACGUCUUGGACCUGGACGACUAUUCCAGGGAAGAACUGGAGGCGACCCUGGAAUCCGCCAACGGCAUGGCGGAGGUGUUGGGUCGCGACAUCAAGAAGGUGCCGGCACUGCGGGGAAAGGUAAUAGUGACCAUGUUCCACGAGGCCAGCACCCGCACACGGGUUUCAUUCGAAGAGGCAGGCAAGGUUCUCAGCGCGGACGUGAUCAACGUGAGCGCCUCCGGCAGCAGCACCGACAAGGGUGAAUCCCUGCUGAAUACGGGUCUGACCCUGCAGGCGAUGGGGGUGGACACACUGGUGGUCAGGCAUCCUCACUCGGGCGCCCCCAACUUCCUGGCCCGCAACCUGGACAGGGUCAACAUCGUGAACGCGGGAGACGGCCUGCACGCUCACCCUACCCAGGCGCUGCUGGAUCUGUACACAGUCCAGUCCCGGCUGGGACAGAUCGAUGGGCUGAAGAUCGUGAUAGUAGGGGAUGUUCUACACAGCCGGGUGGCCCGCUCCGAUAUCUGGGGGUUUGCCAAAAUGGGCGCCCGCGUGGUGCUCUCCGGCCCCAGAACGCUGAUGCCGCCGGACUUCGUGAACGAUAGCCUGCCGGACGCAAACAGCGAAGGACUGGCAUCGCAGGUUGAGGUGGACACCGAUCUGGACCGGGCGGUGGAAGGCGCAGACGUGGUGAUGGCCUUACGUUUGCAAUCGGAACGGCAGCGGGGCGGGUUCCUGCCCAGCAUUCGGGAGUACAUCCGGCGAUGGCAGGUCAACGACGCCCGCUUAUUGAGAGCCAAGCCGCAUGUGCUGGUGAUGCAUCCUGGCCCGAUGAAUGAGGGGAUCGAAAUUAGCUCCGGCCUAGCGCACGGCAGCCGGUCUGCAAUAGAGGAACAGGUGACCGCUGGCGUUGCUGUAAGAAUGGCUGUGCUGUAUCAACUGAACGCCGGGGCCGGUGAAUAA
Messenger RNA from Geodia barretti, 1023 nucleotides. The record is from the annotation of a GenBank genome assembly. NCBI's taxonomy places the organism in Eukaryota, Metazoa, Porifera, Demospongiae, Tetractinellida, Geodiidae.